CCCGGGCACCCGCACGCCUCUCGGCCCGGGACUUGCGCUGUGGGAGGCGCGGAGAGAGGCGCUGAGUCGAGUGCGACCCCCAAAGCAGCGUCCAGCGCGAAAGGUACUAAUUAGGAUGAAUGGGAUUUGGAGAAAUUCGAUUUCCUGUCUAAGGAUAAAAAAUGUGCCACACAGAUACCAAAGUGGUUAUCACCCAGCAGUCCCUCUGGGAUCAAGGAUUCUAACUGACCCAGCCAAAGUUUUUGAGCACAACAUGUGGGAUCACAUGCAAUGGUCCAAAGAGGAAGAAGCAGCAGCCAGAAAAAAAGUAGAGGAAAACUCGGCUGAGCGAGUCCUUCUGGAAGAGCAAGUUAAGUAUGAGAGGGAAGCUAAUAAAUACUGGGACGCAUUUUACAAGAUUCAUAAGAAUAAGUUUUUCAAGGACCGUAAUUGGCUGCUGAGGGAAUUUCCUGAAAUUCUUCCACUUGAUCAGAAAACUGAAGAGGAGGCAAAAGAAUUAUCAUGGGAUUAUGUAAAAACUAAUGCUGCAAAUUGUUUCUCAAGAAAGCACUGUCCUAUUGUGCCUGAAGAAGAGAAUUAUUGUCAGGAAAGUUCUGGUUCAUCAGAUGGUCAAAGCAAAACACAAUCUGGCUUUGCCAACCUCCACGCUGAAGAGCACAGAAGAGGACCUCUGACGGCGGACCUCUUUCCUGGUAGCAAAGCCACUUUCAGAAUCCUAGAGGUUGGCUGUGGUGCUGGAAAUAGUGUUUUUCCAAUUCUGAACACUUUGCAGAAUGCUCCAGAGUCCUUCCUUUAUUGCUGCGAUUUCGCCUCUGGAGCUGUGGAGCUAGUAAAGUCGCACCCAACCUACAGAGCAGCCCAGUGCUGCGCCUUUGUUCACGAUGUGUGCGAAGAUGGCCUGCCCUACCCGUUCCCGGACGGGAUCCUGGAUGUCGUCCUCCUGGUCUUUGUGCUCUCUUCCAUCCAUCCUGACAGGAUGCAAGGUGUUGUAAACCGAUUGUCCAAGUUACUGAAACCUGGGGGGAUGCUGUUAUUUCGGGACUAUGGAAGAUAUGAUAAGACUCAGCUUCGUUUCAAAAGGGGGCACUGUUUAUCUGAAAAUUUUUAUGUUCGAGGAGAUGGUACCCGGGCAUAUUUCUUUACAAAAGGGGAAGUCCACAGUGUGUUCUGCAAGGCUGGGUUAGACGAGAAGCAAAAUCUGAUUGAUCGCCGCUUACAAGUUAAUAGGAAAAAACAAGUGAAAAUGCACCGAGUAUGGGUUCAAGGCAAAUUCCAGAAACCAUUACACUUGACUCAAAAAAGCUCCACAUCAGCAUUUGCACUCCUUUCGCAUAGCUGAACUCUGUACCAUGUUGAGGUGCAAACCAGAGGACCACACUAUUCAGAGAUUUAUAUAAAUUUUAUAUUUAUGAAAAGACAGAAGAAGAGAAUGUAUAUAUUCUGCUGUUUAUUGUGGGCGAGCUCUUUGGUGUACUGUAAGCACGUGUAAGUGGUUUGGAAGAGAGCACCUUAGCCUGUGUUUUCAAAACUUAAUAUGAGCAAGCUUGUUUGAAUUUUGUAAGCAUGCAAUUUAAUUACUGUCAUAAGUCAUGAUUCUGGGAAGCCAUGACCUUCCAUUUUUCAGAAGAGGAGAAAAUCACCUAUGCUGUUUAUAUAUUAGUCAAACACAGUUCAACUCCCUCCUGUGUUAUCUGGUAGCGGACAGGCAGCUCACCUUGUUUCCAGGGAAAAUCACAAGCCCAAGACAAAGGUGUGUUGUUUUUAUUGUUUUGUUGUCUUAUUUCCCAAAAACUUUUUUUUUUAAUUCAGAGACUAAUGUCUGAAAGAGAAUUUCAGUUUCUCUUUCCUUUUCUAAAAUUGGGGAAUUAUGACCCAUGCUAAAAUUAUUUUCAGACCAUUAGGUGUUCAAGUCAUUUUAAGUUCUUAAGACAACUAUUUAUAUCCAAGAAAAUUCUUAAGUUGUAGCAAUUAAAAAUUUAUUUACCACCGUGCCUCAAAAAGGAUAUAAGUCAGCUUGUGUACUGCACAUUAAUAGAAUAGAAUUUCUAAGAUUGGUCUUUCAUUUGUUACUAGGUACUUACAGAGUUUCUAAGAUUGUUUUUUUUUUAUUAUUAUUUGUUACUAAGUACUUAUAUUGUGCUGAAUUAUCUGGAAUAAUACAAUAAAUAAAGACCCAGCCCUGUUUUCAGAGAGCAUCAAUAUUAUCUAGCUGGCAAAGCAAAACGUGCACAUUGCAAGCCUCUAAAUCAAGAUUAAAGAUAAUAUAUGAUCAAGUACUCAAGUAGGGAGCUUAAUAGCUAGUGGACAUUGAUGAGGAGUCACAGAAAUCUGGGAGAAAUGGACAGUCUCUUCAAAGGACCACCAUUGCAAUAAUUCAAUCCCCACUAUUUUUCCUUUUUUAAUUUACUUAAAAUUCAACUUCCUGGGAGAAUGUGAUUGGUCCACUUAGGUCACGGAUUACCUCUCAAUAGGCUGGGGCAGGGCAGCUUCAUUGAUGGUGACACCAGAAAGUAUAGAAUGGAGGAAAGUUCCUCAAAGGAAAAUCAAGACAAUAUUAUUUUUUUUAAUAAUAGGGGAAGGGUGCUGCCCAGUCACAAACAGGGUGUCACAUGGUGAUGGUCACAGUAGUAAUAGUGGUUCUGAAAGAUCUUUGUGGGAAGGAAGGGGGAAGAGUCAGGGUUCUCGGAGGGGGUCCUUGAAUGUACGCUCUCAAGAUGGUGAGAAAACAUAUUUGGUGCAGGACAUUCAUGAUGAUGAAUAGUGGAGAAAAGAUAGGGAGAGGGUCAUCUUCUAGACAGACUAGAAUGGAGGACACAUCGGGGUCUAGUCCCCGGACUGGAGCCAUCUGAGGUUGGUUUGUUUCUGUUUUAUCCUAGUCAUGGCAUGUUAUAAAUGUAUCUAGAGAGAUUGGCUGAGGGAUCAUCUAAAGAAUGGAAUACAGAGAUGAGGAGCAAGAAAGACCACAGAAAGGUUUUUGUACACACUUGCCUUGGUAGCAAGUCUUCAGAAGUACAAUAUCCAGGUUUGUUUAAACAUGCAUGUCAGUAAAUGUAAAAGUUAAAAUUUGCCCGAGACUCCUAACUUGGUCGUCUUUCAUAAUUAAAGGGUACAUUUACUAGCCAAGCUAGUAAUGAAAGUAUUACAUACAACAAGGAAAGUUAGAUAAGUUAAUGUUGCUAUGGAAACCCCAGCAGAUCUUGUUUCUCAAUUUCAAAAUCAUGGCCCAAAGGUGGUUUUAAAAACAACAGAAGGUGAAAUUAUUCUCACAUUCUCACACAUGUAAAUUGUACCGUCUCUCUCAGUCCUAAAUAGCAGAUUCAAGCCUGCCUCUUGACUGGCGCAGUAAAAUUCAGCUUCGUGUCUUUCUAUAGUAUAUUACAGCAUUUAGUUAACCUUUAGAAGCUUCAAAAUAACAGCAACCGAAUUUGGACUGUGAGACACAAACUGUCCUCUUUUGAGCUCUGUCUAGCAUAGACCUCCUAUUCCACGUAAUGGCUCAGUAGGGCCAUUUCUACCAGUGUCUUAAGUUUGUUGGUCAGUCUUCUGACCUGAAUCAACCCCCUAUUUUGCCUCAAAAAGGAUAUAAGUCGGCUUGCGUAUUGCUAGAAAUGUAGAUUUUUGGGCAGAGGAAGAAAAAAAGAGAAAGCCCUGAUUUUGAAUAUUGCCUAUAGGUAUUAACAAAAUCAUGAAGUGUUACAAAUGUUCCUGUUUGGGUAUUAAUUUAAGCUAUUUGCUAAUUGCAUGAAAUUUUUAUUUUGCCCUUUAGACAGAGUUUGAUAUUUAAAAAUCCAUCUUCUGAAGGAGCUAGAUUUUGAGAGGUCCAUUUUCUUUUUCCCCAUUUUCUUUCUACAGAAAAAGAUAUGUUCUUUCAUCUUCUUAGGCUACA
This is a messenger RNA of Myotis davidii, 3886 nucleotides long. It is a transcript of the gene METTL8, whose product is annotated as methyltransferase like 8. NCBI's taxonomy places the organism in Eukaryota, Metazoa, Chordata, Mammalia, Chiroptera, Vespertilionidae. Gene Ontology annotation, molecular function: protein binding; cytokine receptor activity; tRNA (cytidine-N3)-methyltransferase activity. The record is from RefSeq and is a predicted model, not a curated record. The transcript has 10 exons. The coding region runs from base 116 to 1339 and encodes 407 amino acids. Gene Ontology annotation, cellular component: membrane; external side of plasma membrane. Gene Ontology annotation, biological process: cytokine-mediated signaling pathway.